UUGGCAAAUAUGGUAGCACUUGAAUCAUUAGAUCUGUCAUAUAACAAGCUUGGUGGUAGAAUUCCUUCUGAGUUGACGAAACUGACAUUUCUGGCAGUGUUAAACUUGUCGCAAAACAACUUUUUUGGACCAAUUCCUGUUGGAUCUCAAUUCAAUACUUUCGAUAUUGAUUCCUAUGCUGGCAACUUGGAUUUCUGCGGCUUCCCACUAUCAAAGAAAUGUGGUAGUGAGGAGGAACGAAAGCCACAAACACCAAAGCUUGUGGAAGAUGAAGAUUCAUCAAUACCCUUUAUUUGGAAACUUGUAAUGAUGGGGUAUGGCUGCGGAGUAGUGUUUGGAUUGAGUACGGGAUACAUAGUAUUCACAACUGGAAGACCAUGGUGGUUGGUUAGAAUGGUUGAGAGAGACUGGCAGAGGAAUUUUACAAGAUGGGUUCGCAGGAUUGGAAGAAAAAGAAACUACCACUUCAUCCAAAUUGCACAGUUGAACCUGAGGUGAAUUGGAGGGAAAAUGCAGAACUGCUUCUAUCAGAUUUGGCUCGAAGCCUGUAUGUUCCUACCUUUUGGGUUCAUUUUCAACGCUGUGGUUUAAAGAUAUGAUUAAGGUGUUGUUAGAGGAUAGCUUGUUCUUGGUUGGCUUAUUAUUCAACUUUGAUAAUAUGGGUGUUUUUAUUUGUUAAUUUACAUUUAUGGGUUUAUGUUCUACUUUUGUAAGAAUAUGUACUGUUUUAAUUCCUUUUUUCAGGUGUGUUUUUGAAUAAA
Molecule: messenger RNA, 761 nt
Organism: Gossypium arboreum
Lineage: Eukaryota; Viridiplantae; Streptophyta; Magnoliopsida; Malvales; Malvaceae
Product: receptor-like protein 9DC3
Exons: 2
Coding region: 10-498 (162 amino acids)
Molecular function (GO): protein binding
Source: RefSeq, a predicted model, not a curated record